This is a messenger RNA of Syzygium oleosum, 1263 nucleotides long. Its product is annotated as disease resistance protein RUN1-like. Lineage: Eukaryota; Viridiplantae; Streptophyta; Magnoliopsida; Myrtales; Myrtaceae. The transcript has 3 exons. Bases 1 to 1263 code for a protein of 420 amino acids. The record is from RefSeq and is a predicted model, not a curated record. Gene Ontology annotation, molecular function: ADP binding. Gene Ontology annotation, biological process: signal transduction; defense response.
AUGGCAAAUUCUAGUAAGAUGAUGAUCCAAUUUGGCCAUCUCAAGCGCAACUUUUUCCCUCCUUUUUCUCCUCCUCCUUCGUAUUCAAGCGUCCUCUACAAGAGAGCAUCACAAUUCCAAUUGCAAGUCUCUCCCAUCUCUUUGACCCCUUUCUUUCCACGCCACUUCUCUUCUCUCCCACGUAGCCUAACCGCCAGGCCACAACUCUUCUCUCCCCCCUCCUCCAUCCCUCGGUGGGUUCACGAUACGUUCAUCAGUUAUAAACAGGCCGACACGUGCAACUUUGUGAGCCAUCUCUACGACGCUCUUGAGCGGAACAAGAUAAGGGCCUUUGUCGACUACAAUCUGGAAAGAGGACUAGAGAUUGCACCGGCAAUCAAUGAAGCGAUUGAGCGGUCGAGGAGCGCUAUCGUGGUAAUUUCUCAGAACUACGCCUCCUCGCCGUGGUGCCUAGACAAGCUGGAUAAAAUCCUCGAGUGCAAGGAAAAGAAAGGUCAGCUGGUGUUCCUCAUCUUCGUAGACAUUGACCCCAGAGAGAUGCGCGAGCAGUCCGGACCAUUCACGCAGAUUGGCCAAAGCGAGAAGGGUUUAGGGCAGGAGAAUGCCGACAAGGUCCUUAGGUGGAGAGAUGCUCUCCGCAAAGCUGGCAAUCUCACCGGUUGGCCUCUUGGUAAUAGACUUGAAGCUGAAUUCAUCCAAUCCGUUGCGGAGAAAAUCUCAAGAAGACUGAGCCGCUUACAUGCAAAUCUGCUUGCUUUUCAUCCAAUUGGGUUAGAUUCUCAGUUACAAGCAUUGUACUCCUUACUCCAAUUAGAUGUUGGGGAGGUCCGAGUCGUGGGAAUUUCUGGCUCUAGCGGAAUAGGAAAGAGUGCACUUGCGAGAGCUUUGUACCACCGAAUUGCAGAUCAAUUUGAUUGGAGUUGCUUUCUCACGAACGUGAAAGAUAUAUUGAGCCAAGAUGGCCUCUUCAAAAUGCAGGGCACCCCUUUUAGUGACAUACAUGGCGAUGGAGUUUUAGAGUUUGGCAAUGAUACUCAUGUAGUAAUAAACUUCAUGAGGAGUAAGCUUCACAACAAGAGCAUUUUGCUGGUGCUUGAUGAUGUUGAAGGGUUGUCGGGGCCACUGAGCCAUAUGAUUCAGGCAAUAAACUUGGGCUCGGGAAGUAGAGUCAUUUUGAUCCCUCGACACGAAGAAACCUUAAUUGGUCUAUGUGGGGAAAUCUAUAAGUUGGAGUGCGUUCCAAGAAAGAUAUCCCAAAAGUGA